Priapulus caudatus is the source of this 1598-nucleotide messenger RNA. RefSeq names its product U3 small nucleolar RNA-associated protein 18 homolog. Gene Ontology annotation, molecular function: protein binding. The record is from RefSeq and is a predicted model, not a curated record. Gene Ontology annotation, cellular component: small-subunit processome; Pwp2p-containing subcomplex of 90S preribosome. Lineage: Eukaryota; Metazoa; Priapulida; Priapulimorpha; Priapulimorphida; Priapulidae. Gene Ontology annotation, biological process: rRNA processing.
AUCCAUGUGCCAUGCAAUGAUUUUCAGUACAGGCAGAGGUAUGAGUUUGUGAUUGUUCAUGCUUGUAUCACAUGCAUGCUAUUAGUGUUAUACUAGUAAACAAAUUUAUAACAAAAUGUUACGAAACGGCAUUAAACGGGACUCGAAGACGACUUCUCUAAAUGUAGCCUAUGAUGGUAGGUCCAAAAGAAAGAAAACUCCAAAGAAAGGCCCAUUACCAGCAGUGGAAGCGAAAAGCACGGGCAAAGAUCGCGCUGAAGAAAUACUAGAACAGCUCGUGUUUGGAGCAGAUGAAGACCUUAUCGAUAAUCUUUUGCAGAAAGACGAUUCUGCUGUUGAAAGUGAUGAAGAUCGUCACGGCCGAAGACAGCGAAGAUGAGUUGCUUCAUCAUACUGGCAGCUACGUAACCAUGUCAGAUAGCCUACCGAAUGGUGUAAUACAGAUGGCAAAGUGCAGAAAUGUCAAUUAUGAGGAUCGCACUGCGAGUGGAAAACUAAGGAGUGUAGAGUUUCAUCCUUCAGCUCAAGUGGUUCUUACAGCUGGUGUGGACCAGAGGGCAAGGCUAUUUCAGGUUGAUGGGAAAUAUAAUCCAAAGAUCGAGAGCAUCUACUUUGAAAAGUUCCCAAUACACACAGCUCACUUUAGCAGAAAUGGAGAAGAGAUAAUCGUGAGCUCCAAAUUUGGCCAUUUCUACUAUUAUAAUAUGAUUGCUGGAAAAAUCAUCAAAGUUCCAUGGAACAAAGCCACAGAGCAAGCCGAGUUAAAAAGAUUUGAAUUGUCACCAGAUGGCAGUACAAUUGUUUUCUAUGGAAACUAUGGUAGAAUGCACAUUCUCAGUGCAAAGACAAAAGAGUUGAUAUCCACACUAAAAAUGAAUGGCAGCGUAGAUGCUAUCUCAUUCAGUAGUGAUGGAAGGCAGAUGUUCUCUCACGGAGAUGAUGGUCAGGUUUACAUGUGGGACAUGGGUUCACGGUCUUGCACUCACAAAUUCUAUGAUGAAGGCUGUAUUAAAGGCACGUCUGUGGCGUGUUCUCCUAACGGCCAGUACAUUGCGUGUGGGUCUAGCAGUGGAGUGGUAAAUGUGUACGAUGCUGUGACCUGUGUGACCUCUCACUCCCCGGCACCUCUCAAGGUCGUUCUCAACAUGACCACGCCUGUCACCGACCUACGCUUCAACUGCACCUCUGAGAUACUGGCCAUGCUGUCACGAGAAAAGGAGCAGGCAGUUAAAUUGGUGCAUUUUCCAUCGAUGUCAGUGUUCUCUAACUUUCCGGGCGUACGAGAAAAGGAUAUGAGGAUACCACUGUGCCAAGACUUUUCCCUGAACAGUGGCUACUACACCAUAGGAGAUCACAAGGGCCACGCAUUUCUCUACAGACUGAAGCACUACAGUAAUUACUGAUGUGACAAAUAAGUGUUAGUACUCCGGUAUUGACAACAUUGAGACACAAAAGUUUAUUAAUUAAGUGUACAGUGACAGAGUUUGAUGGAUAUAUCAAAUUAUGACAAAGUUUGUAAUUGUCCCAAAGGGGAAUCACAUGUGUUUUAAAAUAAAAAUGUUUUACAUGUUAAAUGUGUAUUACAUAUAAUAUAUGUA